Molecule: messenger RNA, 1026 nt
Organism: Cuculus canorus (common cuckoo)
Lineage: Eukaryota; Metazoa; Chordata; Aves; Cuculiformes; Cuculidae
Gene: HNRNPDL
Product: heterogeneous nuclear ribonucleoprotein D like
Exons: 7
Coding region: 94-999 (301 amino acids)
Biological process (GO): regulation of gene expression
Cellular component (GO): nucleoplasm
Molecular function (GO): poly(A) binding; poly(G) binding
Source: RefSeq, a predicted model, not a curated record
AUCUCUUCCGCCGCCAUUUUCUCACUCGUACAGGUCUCCGCUGCUCUCCUGAGUAGUCCGGCCGCCCUUGCCCCCCCCCCCCUUCCCCCACUCAUGGAGGACGUGAAUGAGAUGAGCGGCGGCCCGGAGGAGUUCGCCGAGGGCUCCAAGAUCAACGCGAGCAAGAAUCAGCAGGACGACGGGAAAAUGUUUAUUGGAGGCCUCAGCUGGGAUACCAGCAAGAAAGACUUGACAGAGUAUCUCUCUCGUUUUGGUGAGGUCGUGGAUUGUACAAUUAAAACGGACCCGGUCACUGGACGGUCGAGGGGGUUUGGGUUCGUGCUCUUCAAGGACGCUGCCAGCGUGGAGAAGGUGUUGGAACUGAAGGAACACAAACUGGAUGGGAAGCUAAUAGAUCCUAAAAGGGCAAAAGCUCUAAAAGGGAAGGAACCACCAAAAAAAGUGUUUGUUGGUGGGCUGAGCCCAGAUACAUCUGAAGAACAGAUUAAGGAGUACUUUGGUGCUUUUGGCGAGAUAGAAAACAUUGAGCUUCCCAUGGACACAAAGACGAAUGAAAGGAGAGGCUUCUGUUUUAUUACGUACUCGGAUGAAGAGCCAGUAAAGAAGUUACUAGAGAGCAGAUACCAUCAAAUUGGUUCAGGCAAGUGUGAGAUCAAAGUAGCACAGCCCAAAGAGGUAUACAGGCAACAGCAGCAGCAGCAGAAAGGAGGAAAAAGCAAUGCAGCUGGUGGACGAGGAGGUGGAAGGGGGCGUGGACGGGGUCAAGGGCAAAACUGGAACCAAGGAUUUAAUAAUUAUUAUGAUCAAGGAUAUGGAAACUACAAUAGUGCUUACAGUGAUCAAAGCUACAGUGGCUAUGGAGGAUAUGACUACUCUGGGUACAACUAUCCGAAUUAUGGAUAUGGGCCAGGAUACACAGAUUACAGUGGUCAACAGAGCACAUAUGGAAAGGCAUCCCGUGGUGUCGGCAAUCACCAAAACAACUACCAGCCGUACUAAAGCAGUACCUAGUACGCGAGGAAACAG